GUAGGCGACGCGCUGGUAGAGCUGCGGACCUGCCAGCCUGCGAGGCGGAGGACGGGCUCCAUCUCUUAGAACCGCCUACGGCGCAUGCUCUAUGGGGUCAACUGGGGGGCUGGCAAGCGGCCGCGCUGGUCUGGGGCGGAGUCUCCGAGGCACUUCCCGGUGGCUGGCUUCUCUGAUUGGCUGAACAAAUAGUCCGAGGGUGGUGGGCACCCGCCCUCCCGACAAGGCAGACCAGGCCCCCUGCAGGUCCCCUAUCCGCAUCCCGGCCCCUGAGAGCUGGCACUGCGACUCUAGACAGCGGCCCCGCAGGACAGCUCCAGGUGAGAGUGCCGGCGCCGCGGCGCUGCCAGGUGCGGGUGCGGCGUGGAAGCUGGUGCCUCCAGCAAGGGGAGGGUCGCGCCCCGAGGCUCUGCCGGCCGGCAAGACCCUCUGCGUUUGGACCCAGCGAGUCUUGCCUGGGGUGCCUGCGGGUGCUUUUUCUGCGGGCGUUGGCUCAAGGCAUCUGCCAAUCAACCAGGGCAACUUCAGAGAGCAACUUCAGAGAGAAGCCCACUCUUCCCUGGGCGCUGUCCACUUUCCUGGACAGGCGCGGUCUCCGAAUGAAAAUGCGGUUCUUGGGGUUGGUGGUCUGUUUGGUUCUCUGGACCGUGCAUUCUGAGGGGUCUGGAGGGAAACUGACAGCUGUGGAUCCUGAAACAAACAUGAAUGUGAGUGAAAUUAUCUCUUACUGGGGAUUCCCUAGUGAGGAAUACCUAGUUGAGACAGAAGAUGGAUAUAUUCUGUGCCUUAACCGAAUUCCUCAUGGGAGGAAGAACCAUUCUGACAAAGGUCCCAAACCAGUUGUCUUCCUGCAACAUGGCUUGCUGGCAGAUUCUAGUAACUGGGUCACAAACCUUGCCAACAGCAGCCUGGGCUUCAUUCUUGCUGAUGCUGGUUUUGACGUGUGGAUGGGCAACAGCAGAGGAAAUACCUGGUCUCGGAAACAUAAGACACUCUCAGUUUCUCAGGAUGAAUUCUGGGCUUUCAGUUAUGAUGAGAUGGCAAAAUAUGACCUACCAGCUUCCAUUAACUUCAUUCUGAAUAAAACUGGCCAAGAACAAGUGUAUUAUGUGGGUCAUUCUCAAGGCACCACUAUAGGUUUUAUAGCAUUUUCACAGAUCCCUGAGCUGGCUAAAAGGAUUAAAAUGUUUUUUGCCCUGGGUCCUGUGGCUUCCGUCGCCUUCUGUACUAGCCCUAUGGCCAAAUUAGGACGAUUACCAGAUCAUCUCAUUAAGGACUUAUUUGGAGACAAAGAAUUUCUUCCCCAGAGUGCGUUUUUGAAGUGGCUGGGUACCCACGUUUGCACUCAUGUCAUACUGAAGGAGCUCUGUGGAAAUCUCUGUUUUCUUCUGUGUGGAUUUAAUGAGAGAAAUUUAAAUAUGUCUAGAGUGGAUGUAUAUACAACACAUUCUCCUGCUGGAACUUCUGUGCAAAACAUGUUACACUGGAGCCAGGCUGUUAAAUUCCAAAAGUUUCAAGCCUUUGACUGGGGAAGCAGUGCCAAGAAUUAUUUUCAUUACAACCAGAGUUAUCCUCCCACAUACAAUGUGAAGGACAUGCUUGUGCCGACUGCAGUCUGGAGCGGGGGUCACGACUGGCUUGCAGAUGUCUACGACGUCAAUAUCUUACUGACUCAGAUCACCAACUUGGUGUUCCAUGAGAGCAUUCCGGAGUGGGAGCAUCUUGACUUCAUUUGGGGCCUGGAUGCCCCUUGGAGGCUUUAUAAUAAAAUUAUUAAUCUAAUGAGGAAAUAUCAGUGAAAGCUGGACUUGAGCUGUGUACCACCAAGUCAAUGAUUAUGUCAUGUGAAAAUGUGUUUGCUUCAUUUCUGUAAAACACUUGUUUUUCUUUCCCAGGUCUUUUGUGUUUUUAUAUCCAAGAAAAUGAUAACUUUGAAGAUGCCCAGUUCACUCUAGUUCAAUUAGAAACAUACUAGCUAUUUUUUCUUUAAUUAGGGCUGGAAUAGGAAGCCAGUGUCUCAACCAUAGUAUUGUCUCUUUAAGUCUUUUAAAUAUCACUGAUGUGUAAAAAGGUCAUUAUAUCCAUUCUGUUUUUAAAAUUUAAAAUAUAUUGACUUUUUGCCCUUCAUAGGACAAAGUAAUAUAUGUGUUGGAAUUUUAAAAUUGUGCUGUCAUUGGUAAAUCUGUCACUGACUUAAGCGAGGUAUAAAAGUACGCAGUUUUCAUGUCCUUGCCUUAAAGAGCGCUCUAGUCUAACGGUCUUGUAGUCAGAGAUCUAAAUGACAUUUUAUCAUGUUUUCCUGCAGCAGGUGCAUAGUCAAAUCCAGAAAUAUCACAGCUGUGCCAGUAAUAAGGCUGCUGCAAUUAAUUUUAUCAAACCUAACUGUGACAGCUGUGAUUUGACACAUUUUAAUUGCUCAGGUUAAAUGAAAUAGUUUUCCUGAGUCUUCAAAAACAAAUUGCACUGAUAAAACAAAAACAAAAGUAUGUUUUAAAUGCUUUGAAGACUGAUACAUUCAACCAUCUAUAUUCAUGAGCUCUCAAUUUCAUGGCAGGCCAUAAUUCUACUUAUCUGAGAAGCAAAUCCCUGUGGAGACUAUACCACUAUUUUUUCUGAGAUUAAUGUACUCUUGGAGCCAGCUACUGUCAUUAUUGAUCACAUCUGUGUGAAGCCAAAGCCCCGUGGUUGCCCAUGAGAAGUGUCCUAGUUCAUUUUCACCCAAAUGAAGUGUGAACGUGAUGUUUUCGGAUGCAAACUCAGCUCAGGGAUUCAUUUUGUCUUAGUUUUAUAUGCGUCCUUAUUUUUAAUACAUCUGCUUCACGUCCCUAUGUUGGGAAGUCCAUAUUUGUCUGCUUUUCUUGCAGCAUCGUUUCCUUACAAUACUGUCCGGUGGACAAAAUGACAAUUGAUAUGUUUUUCUGAUAUAAUUACUUUAGCUGCACUAACAGUACAAUGCUUGUAAAUGGUUAAUAUAGGCAGGCCGAAUACUACUUUGUAACUUUUAAAGUCUUAAACUUUUCAAUAAAAUUGAGUGAGACUUAUAGGCCCAAA
Molecule: messenger RNA, 3051 nt
Organism: Gorilla gorilla gorilla (western lowland gorilla)
Lineage: Eukaryota; Metazoa; Chordata; Mammalia; Primates; Hominidae
Gene: LIPA
Product: lipase A, lysosomal acid type
Exons: 10
Coding region: 600-1799 (399 amino acids)
Molecular function (GO): hydrolase activity, acting on ester bonds
Source: RefSeq, a predicted model, not a curated record